Molecule: messenger RNA, 270 nt
Organism: Volvox carteri f. nagariensis
Lineage: Eukaryota; Viridiplantae; Chlorophyta; Chlorophyceae; Chlamydomonadales; Volvocaceae
Exons: 2
Source: RefSeq, a predicted model, not a curated record
CCCCCCCCUGCCCAACGAGACAACACACAAGUGGAGACCAAGAACACCGCCAAGCGUCCCGCACCCGGCCCUGCAGAGCCCACCCGGCCCCGGACCAAGGUCGCCCGCCAAGCCCAGGAACCACAUCCAGACCCAGGAGCCCCUUCGAGGAAUGAACAAGCGACCAAGAACACCGCCAAGCGUCCCGCACCCGGCCCUGCAGAGCCCACCCGGCCCCGGACCAAGGUCGCCCGCCAAGCCCAGGAACCACAUCCAGACCCAGGAGCCCCU